Messenger RNA from Saxophila tyrrhenica, 1122 nucleotides. RefSeq lists its product as uncharacterized. The record is from RefSeq and is a predicted model, not a curated record. Bases 1 to 1122 code for a protein of 373 amino acids. Lineage: Eukaryota; Fungi; Ascomycota; Dothideomycetes; Mycosphaerellales; Extremaceae. The transcript has 2 exons.
AUGUCUCGCCCGUCAAGUCAGCACCGUGUUUCCGUCGGCUCUACUGCUACGAGUCUACCGCAUCGAAGUCCCUACAAUCGAACGCACUCGUACAAUGCAUCGGCCGGCUCAUUGGCGGGCUCCAACCGCAUCAGUCGGAGGAAAAGCUCGACGUUCUCGCCUGCAGCCCAUCAGGCUGUGCUGAGCUCUGCAAUGGAGCACGCGGUGGCAGAAGGCUCUGUGCCUGGCAACAGGAGGAGUUCGAUGUCGAGGACGGCAUUGGCGGCGUUGAACGACGGUGGGCAUCCGAGCAGUUUGCCUCAGCAGGGUUCAAUGCCCGAAAGAGACACGAAUAGUGCUGUGACGGACGGACCUUCGUUGUCGUCGUUCCAGGGCGUUGAUCGGGCGAAGGCACGGAUGCGAAGAGCGAGCGACGGGACGCGUCUGACGAAGAAGGAGAAGGCGGCUACCGGCGAUCUCAAAUGGGAACACACGCCUCAAUGGCAGCAAACCUCCAAAUUCCUCAUAUCGAAGCACCAACAGGUGCAAAUGCUCGAAGCCGCCUCCGUCCUCGUGGCCAUGACCGGCGAAGCUCCCGGCACAACCGACAGCGACAACUCCUCCUCCCCCGCCGCCUCGGGCUCUUCGGAGCGCGACGACGAGCCCAGCUCCGCGGAGACCACGCCCCCGCCGCACGCAGACAUGGCAGCGUACCGGGACAGUAAAAGGUACAGCGGGACGAGCAGCGCGUACUCGCGCUCCUACCAAUCCGUCUUCUCGGAAAGCGCGCCGAAUGAACACGGCUUCGGACACCAUCGAGGCUGGAGUUCGUCGAGUAACCGUCCCUUAACGGCCGCGACCUCUAUCGCGGAAAGCUACAAGGACGAAGACCCAGCAGAUUUGGCAGCGGCAGUGGGCCUGCUGAGUUGCAGCUGGGGCACGCCGAACCAGCGCGCAGCGAACUUGCCAAACGAUAUCCCGCCUGUCCCGCCUUUGCCGGAGAAAUACGCAAAUUUCUCCUCGUACAGACGACAAACCGACGUCGAGAUGGAGGACGAUGAUGAGAGCUCGGACGACGAGCCCCCUCAGCGCAUGCAGCCGAAUGACGAGGAUGUGGAGAUGUUUGGGAAAAUGGACGCGUGA